Molecule: messenger RNA, 1789 nt
Organism: Aplosporella prunicola CBS 121167
Lineage: Eukaryota; Fungi; Ascomycota; Dothideomycetes; Botryosphaeriales; Aplosporellaceae
Exons: 4
Coding region: 74-1645 (523 amino acids)
Biological process (GO): regulation of DNA damage checkpoint
Cellular component (GO): nucleus
Molecular function (GO): protein binding; DNA binding
Source: RefSeq, a predicted model, not a curated record
CCGAGAAAUCCCAUCCUCCUUAGUCCUGCGCGCUUCGAUAAACAACUUCUCUUGAGUGUUCACAUUAAGGCCAAUGGCGCGUGGCGCGAAGACAACGAAUGAGCUGAGCGAAUAUGAGCUCAAGCGGCAGGAACAAAUUGCCAAAAACCAAGCUCUCCUGAGGAGCUUACAGCUAGAUGCACAACAUGCUGGCCUCGCCCCGGCAGCGCAGAAAUCCCGCUCUUCUGCGCCAGCGAAGGACCGGAAAAAGAAACCGGCAGUCAAGAAGGAGAAAGAAGAAGUCGUUCCGCGGCGCACUUCUUCUCGACUGCGCGGGAUAGUUGCCGACAGCGAGGUGGCGAAGAGAAAAGCCGAAGAAGAAUACGAGGCUGUCCAACAAGCAGAAAAAGCUAAGCGUCAGCGUAUAAGCGAUGACCUUAACCUCGGCGAUGUGGUGGUGGCCGGACAGCACUGGAAUCAAAGCGGUAACUUCUUGACCGGAGUGGGACCAGCGAAGCCAUAUGAACGAACAUUUACUGCACAAAAUGUGAAGGGGACCACGGACAAAGAACUCAGGGCGUUACGAGAGGCGAUGAGCGGCCUGCAGUUAUGGGAAGGGUUUGAGCCAAACAGGAUCAAACUUACGCCAGAGCGCGUAUACUCAAUGGGCUUUCAUCCGACCGAGGACAAGGCUCUCAUAUUUGCUGGAGACAAACUCGGAAAUCUUGGACUGUUCGAUGGCUCGCAAAGUGUCCCUGAAGUCAAAGCGGAGGAUGACGAAGAAGUCGACGAAGCAGACCCUGCUGUAACCACGUUCAAGAUCCAUACGCGAACGAUAUCCGCAUUUCAAUUCAGCCCCUCGGAGCCAAAUGCUCUCUUCUCCGCCUCGUACGACUCCUCCAUCCGAAAACUGGACUUGAAUAAAGGAGUAGCUGUGGAAGUAUAUGCUCCUGCAGACAAGUCAGAGGAUGCACCUUUAUCUGGAGUUGACGUUGCCACCCCAAACGUGAUUUACUUCACAACGCUUGACGGUGCAUUCGGCAUUCACGAUGUAAGAGCACCGUCAGGUAAGAGCAACGGGACGCAGAUCUUCCAGCUCUCGGAGAAAAAGAUAGGAGGUUUCAGCAUGAACCCGGUGAACCAGCAUCUCCUCGCGACGGCAUCGCUGGAUCGGACUGUGAAAAUUUGGGAUCUGCGGAAAACAACCGGAAAGAAAGAUGAACGUAAUCCUCAUCUCGUCGGGGAGCAUACCAGCAGAUUGUCCGUGUCUCACGCGGCUUGGAACUCCGCCGGACAAGUUGCAACGGCAUCUUAUGAUGAUACCAUCAAGAUUUACGACUUUAAUGAUUGCGGUGACUGGAAGGUUGGCACCGAGCUGACGGAGGAGCAAAUGGAACCUACUGCCAUCAUUCCUCACAACAACCAAACGGGGAGAUGGGUGACUAUUCUACGCGCUCAGUGGCAAGCCAUGCCCCAGGACGGUGUACAACGUUUCUGCAUUGGAAACAUGAACCGCUUCGUCGAUAUCUAUACAAGUAAAGGUGAGCAAUUGGCUCAGCUUGGUGGAGAGGGCAUCACUGCAGUUCCGGCCGUUGCGCAGUUCCAUCCUACAAAAAAUUGGAUAGCAGCUGGCACUGCUAGCGGUAAGCUCUGUUUUUGGCAAUAGGCCCAACCUAACUUAUUUGAUAUACAACAUUGUUUUGCGUACAUAAAGAUUUCGACCAUCUACGUUCCAAAGAGAAACAACCUGCGGAGGCAGCAAACUUACCUUUUUCACAUUCGAAUCCAAAUUCUCGCCAUAGCUUAUCAC